AUGCAGCCUUCGGCAGGGCCAGUCGGGCUGGCCCGCUUCCCCAGCAUGUCUGGCCUCUUCUGGCGCCAGAGCCGUCCUCCACCGUCUUCCUUGCGUGCCGAGGCCGUUGUCGUCGUGUUGGGGUGGCUGGUUGUGGCGGCAGAGAACGGCCGCGGCACAGGCGAGGCGCGGCGGGAUGGUAUCCAACAAGCACAAGCAACCAUCAUCACCAUGCAAGUAAUCGUGGCUUUCCCGGAAACAGCUUGCGCUCUCAUUGUGUUUUUGGCAAGGUUAUCCAAAAAGGGUAUCAACCAGCCGGACUCUUCCGGCCUAGACCGGGCGCCUCCCCAGCGGUGCGCCCGGCUCGCCAUUCCCCCAAGAGGAGUCGUCCUCUACCUAUCUCGGACUGCCAAUGUAGCCAAGCCCUGA
Microdochium trichocladiopsis is the source of this 408-nucleotide messenger RNA. RefSeq lists its product as uncharacterized. The record is from RefSeq and is a predicted model, not a curated record. Lineage: Eukaryota; Fungi; Ascomycota; Sordariomycetes; Xylariales; Microdochiaceae. The transcript is spliced from 2 exons. The coding region runs from base 1 to 408 and encodes 135 amino acids.